This is a messenger RNA of Periconia digitata, 10544 nucleotides long. The record is from the annotation of a GenBank genome assembly. NCBI's taxonomy places the organism in Eukaryota, Fungi, Ascomycota, Dothideomycetes, Pleosporales, Periconiaceae.
UUUCGAGUCUUCUUUCAUCACUUUGUCCAACCACCUGUUUCAGACCAUCAGAAUUUUCAGCCGUACCAAUGUUAAAAACUGUUUCCAAGUCAUGUCUUCUGUUAUUAUUUCCUUUCUCUCCACCAUGUUCUUCGUUGUGCACCCAAUAUGUCAUUUCACUUUCUUUCGAGAUUGUGUCUACCUAUUACCUUUUGUCUGAGGGGUAUAAGAGGCAGUCCUCCUCUCCCAGUUCAUUCCACAUCUCGAACCACCUAUCAUACGUCUAUCUCAGAUCGAGAACGAAUGUGCACGAUGAAGCCUAUCGUUCGUUCCAGAUGCUUGGAAACGGCCAGGUAAGUCGGGAUGAGGGUCCAAACCUUUCUCAGGGAAUACAAUUGAUUAACAAAUUAUAGCUCUGCUUCAUUUGCUCACCAUAGCCGCGCUAUUCCAUUCAUCCAAAUCGCUGCGGCCUGGUUGGUCGCUGUUGGAGAGCCGACAUGACUGCAACACGUCAUUAUCAAUCCCAUUUCUGGCGGGUUGAGAUGGUAGUAGCGGCCACAAAAUUGCUCCUGUCUAUCCAUGAUCUACCCACAAAAUGGUCGACAAAGUUGUCUCCUAGACUCCCGUAGUCGGUCCUCGAAAGCUCUCCCGAGGCAUCUCCGAGAGCGCAGCUUAACCUACCUUGAUCCAGUUCAAACACGCUCAUUUCCAGCCUAAUGUCCACGUUCACGUUCCUAUUCAUUUUCACCUGGUUCUCGCACCUUCUGUUGCAAUCGCGCUAGGCUUGGCGCAGCCCGGACAAACUAUGCGCCGGGUAGGCAAACAACGCCCUCCAAGAGCAAACACGCCCUCGCUGUCGUCUGUCCCGCAACACACCCUUUACCACCAUUUCGCCUUUGUAUCUUCUGUGGAAACCAAUCUUUUCAAACCCAAUUUUGUCGCGCUGAGAGUGAGCGGGCAUGGCUGCCACUGGGGGGCUCGACACCGUCCUACAGGAGCUAUAUUUUCAUGUUGCCCUUCCUCGGAAUGUUCCUGGGAGAGAAGCGCACAACCUGUUCGAAGUCGAUGCUGCCCUGCUUGAUCGGCUCGUGGAAGCGGCCAAACUGCUCACGACCCGAGUGCCUGUGCAGCAUCACACUGCGGUAGAUGCCGUGCGACUGUCCCUUGUCUGCUCCAAGUCUAUGAACGUGGAGGGCAAAAUCGAUAAAACCCUUUUUACCAAAGAGCUGGGAGGAAUGUCACCAAACCAAGCCCUUGUUCUAUACGUCACAGAGCAAAACGCUGCCUUGCUUCUGUAUAAAAAGACCAACUCCGAUCUUACGGUAGAGGCUUUCGAAGCUUCUGCAGCUAAUGAGAGCGUGUGCGCAGCCGAAAGUGCGUUGCAGUGGGAUUUUCCCGGCCAAGCCGUCUGCCUUCCCCGCGGGGUGUACAUGGAUGCGUCGUUCCAGGAUUCUUUCGCCCGAUUUCUAGAACAGAGUAGUAUCGAAUCCGUAAAGCAGUUCUCGGCGGUUACUUUCAAAGCUGCUGCUCCUCUGCCUGAAGUGCGCGAUACGACCGACCCCUCUCUUGUCACGGGACUAUUGAUGACCAUAUUGCGAUCCGUUGGUCACAAUCACGCCGUUCAUACCCUUCGCAAGCGUGUUCGGGAUACUGUUUCAUUCCGAGAAGCACGCAAACCUUGGCGACGAUCUCCAUUCUACCUAGUUCUUCGGGUCACUAUUCAGCGUCACCUGAUUCACCUUCUUGGAGCUAUGACUGGUAGACUCUAUUACAAGAUCAUCAUGUGUAUUUUCAUCUCGCAGCUCAUGGAAGCAACAUUAGACAUCAUACCACAUGAAGACACUCAUUUCUUGAUGCAAAAACUUGGGCGGCGCCUAGCCAAACUCGAGGAUGAGUAUCAGGGGACCUCGGCGAGUCACGAUCUUCACAGCUCUCUACUCCAAGGCCUACGCCCCCAGUUCGAGAAGUCUUUGAGCAAUGUCAAUAAUCGACUUACCCAACACUGGAAGCUAUUUCAGGCGAAGACCCAGCGUGUCAUCAAGGAAAUACCUUACUUUGCCAAAGAACAUGAGCUUAAAGUGCAGCUAAGUUCAAGUGGCCCUCAUCUGUGGCGCAUUCUCUCGUCUACCGGGACCGCUCACCACACUCCACUCCACUCUUCACUCGAUCUCCUUCGUCAACACGCAGCAUCAGUUGAGAAAGCCCAACCGUUGAGAAAAAUUGCCAAUCGCUGCAUAGACAUUGCCCGGUUCGAGCGCGACGAAGUCUUAUCUGUUGAUCAUGCAUUGCCAUCGACAGACCCUGCAGAUGACUGUCGAAAUCUUGCCUCGACGAUUAACUCCUACAUGCUAAAAGUCGGCCCGGUUUUUGAUGGCUACUCCAAUCUGAAGAGCCAGUUCAUACUGAAUGUAAUUGAGUUAUGGGUCGACAUGGAUCAGCAAGCCGUGCGAUGCUUUCCUUUGCUCGGCCGUUACCACCCUGGAAUUGACCCAAUUCUACUAGACGAUCUAGAGCUACUCUCCUUGGAUGAAAUGAUACGAGUGCAGAACGCUCAAGCAUAUCUCAGCAGGCGCUGUCUCCCAUUGGCAGGUGGGCCCGUGAAGACUAUUUUCGAUCCCCCGGCGGAAGAUACAUUUGCGGUCGCAUACUUUGACAUGUCUCCCGAGCUGCAACAACUUCGCCAGCGUAUUGAUGUGGAUUCUGCAAUUUUACGCUUAAGGAAAGAGGAUGAAUGGCGUGCAUUGAAAGCCGAGCAUGAGCGCCUAAUGCAGCUGAUCGCAGAGUCAACCUGCGCUUACCACACAAUUGUGACGCCUGAAGGGGCUCUGAUUCAGGAACAUGUCAAAGGCUGUAUCAAACACAAAUACAAGUGGCAGGCGAAACAGAUCAAAAUUCGUAUCUUUGAAAAUCCUCUUCCCGCUUUCGAGCCAGCAGCCAAGACAGUCGUGUUCGAGCUGCGCUGCCCAAAGACUCUGGCAUCUUACCGUGAUGCUACGUGGUCAAUCAUCUCCACCUUUGCGUUUGGAAGGAGUAAUCCGCUUGAGAACAUACCAAUAUUGCGUAAUUACCCAAGUCUACAACAAUACGCGACUGCGAGCAAGUCUGCGGUUACACUGGGAUCAUCAACAAAAUCUCAUCUCGACUGUCAUUACAAAGAGAGCACUUUUCCGGUUGCGUUACAUCAUGUUUGCCGGCCGUGUGGCUUAACUUAUGAUUAUUAUGACGUGGUCAGCAAGACAUGGACGCAGAGGGAGGGCGCUGGGUCGUUGUCACGGCAUUUUGUUCUCAAUUUACCUCGCCAGUCACCAUACCGGUCACUUCAACUCACCAAUGGGAGCUGGCCGUCAUCGAACGCGAUUCUCGCCAGCCAAACUAAGUGUCCCCCCGAUCUAAAUGUGCAUGAAUUCAUGGCAUGGCAGAGUUUACUAUCGGGCACGCAUUCCAGAUGGCUAUGCCUGCUGCGCGAGAUGGGUGCAACAAAUCUCAACUUCUCUUCGGAAUCUUCAUGGGCCAUUAUUGUGAAACUGAUCCUUCAGGUCGGUCCUUCUAGCACUGGUGAUCUUUUAAGAGAUGCCCACCAUGUGUUCAAUGACCGUGCAUUCUGUUCCAACCUUGUGGAUCAAGUUGAGUAUCGUUUGGGGACAUUACGCCGGAAUUGGCGAGAACAAUUGCAGAUGGAUAUUCUGAUCUCGAUCCUAUUAAAAGCGUGUUCACUCUGCCCAGAUCGUCGCUCGCGAUACAAAGCGCGGGAGCUCCUCGACACAUGCCGUGAGAUUACCUGGGAGUGGUGCGUCAUGUUACAAUCUCUGGAGCAUCACGGUUCGAACGACACAACGUUGUUUGCGGCCUGGGCCGCAAUCCUGUGUAAGCGCACAUUCCAAGGGCUGGAAGAUCUGGCUUCUGAGUUGAGCUCAAUGGCACUAAAGUAUUUCGUCGGUGCAUCUGUCCUUCUCCAAGAGAAUCUCACUGGCGACAUCGAGCACACGCCGCACAGUCUAUGCUCACAGGUUCUCAAUGACACCCUGUUCACAUACGAGCACCGUGAGAUCAUACAAACGGCUAUUCUCGCAAACCAAGGAGCGUUUCUUUCUGCCAUGAAUGAUAUCUGGCCCGUCUUGCCAGAGUAUUUGGCGCGACAGCCGCUUGUAGAACCGUUAUCCGAAGGUUACUGGAUACAAGUAUCAAUGAGGUCCAAUGAAUCCAACAACGCCCACUUUAUUCACUACAAUAUUCAGCAUGGCGACUUGCUUAUCAACGGUAAACAAGCCGGGACGUUACCGGCACAGUAUCGAGCAAAUCCUUACAUCGAGAAAUUGUUUGGGACACACAAUCUACGAGUAUUACCUUCUUCCCAGCUCGGUAUGUCUCUCUACAUUAAGCGUAGGAUGCCAAAAGGUUACAACGUACAUCUUGGAUUGCGGGAAGGCAUCCAUGUCAUACGUGCAACGCGUGAGGGCUCCACGUUCGAGCUCAUCGCUAGUCAUCAUUUCUACGGCGCGAAUGCAUCCGAUCUCCCAGCACCACUAAUUGAAAAUUGCUGGCACUGGUUGGACAUCUACACUGGCAUCAUGGAAAUCCGCCAAGAUAAUCCCUGGAAAUCAAAAGACGGAAAUUGGAAGGUUGACGUGCGAACACGAACUGUUUAUCGGCGAGGCUCUGUGCUGGUUGAUCCAAAAAGUGAUCUAGCCGCUCUGAUUGCGCAGAAUUUCUGGUUCUUCGAGUAUCCGAAAAACAUUGUGGUGUAUCAGCCAGCCCAGAAACCAGACAAGCCACGCCCCCAUUUAGCAAUUGAACUGAAGCGGCUAGAGCUCAACUUUCACGUGAACAACCGUCGUCUGCUAGAGUGUCGCCAAUUGAAAGCUGAGAUUGCGCCCUCUUAUCUCCAGGACGCUGGGGUCUGGUACGGAUUGAAGAGCAAAAUAGUACUUCAAACAGUCGGCAACGAACGUCAGCGAAGUCUCCUCGUUCCCACCGGACCGAUGAAAUACGCAAAAUUCAACCAACAUGUCAUCACUACAGUGGAUAAUGAUGGCUCAUACAUGAGAUACGAGAUCAAUGAAGUGCUUGGUCGCCUUGAAUGCCCAGCUGAGCCGAGAUUGCUAUAUUUCAAAGCAUUGUGGCAUGCAUAUACUUCAUAUUUUCUUCCAGAUCCUUUGACUGGACGUACAGGCAAGGAAGAAGCUUUGAGUUUCUUACAAUCAGGUCUUUGUAUGCCUUGGACAUAUCUAAGCUCGGUUUCCACGCAAUAUUUGAUAGAUAUUGCACAAAUGACCCCAAAGCGAACCUACUAUCCGUCAACUCUGAAAAGCAUGGAGUCUGUCUCGUGGAAUCCACGAUUGACAACCACAAUCCAGGAUGAUCGCUAUCGUGCAGCAGUGGAGAAAAUUUGUCACCGCUCGGAAGAUCUGCGCCUCUUUGACACGGGUGUUGAUGAGCCUGCCCCCACUCAGUGCCCAGAGGGAAAUGUGCAACUGGAAGGGCGCGCAGUUCGCCGGUCAGAUCUUAGAUCUACUCCGGGAUCCGCUACUUUCUAUCGAUCGAGAGAUGGCUUUGAUACCAGUCAAGAGCGUAUCAAUGUCGCAGAAAUAUCGAGACUGUUAGCUGGCUGGUCGUCAAAAAUCCCCUGUACACCAGAUCUUGCAUCAGCUUUGCAAAAGUAUCCUAUCAUUGGGGGAAACAUCGGAGAGUUCCAGCGCGUUCAGUUGUUUGAUUUCAUUACCACCGAUAUGGGGGAGAAUUGGGGAUCACUUGUGAACUCAGCACUACAAGCCGGGCCAGAUGAUCGUUAUCGUUUGAUCUUUCUCUUCGCGGCUAUUGCGUACUCUACGGAUGCAGAUAUGUCUCUAUUACGUCCUUUGGUCUCUUAUUCCUUAAUUCCUGAACUGAAAGACAUCCCUCAUCCAAAGCACGCAUCAUAUGUUCGGUUCAAUCCCGGAGAGGUGCUCGCUAUUAAGGACAUGACGGAGUCGAUGAAACCUGCUAGAAUGCCUUACAAUCCAAUUCCACAAACCCAGGACAACAAAGGCCAAGUAGGACAACUUGCUCUUCGGCGGAUCCAACACGAAGAAAAUACCCUCAAAGCAUGCGGGGAGCUGGCCUCAUCGAUUCGUAAAUUUUGGCCACAUACCGAGCUGAAUUCGGAGAACCUUCCAGCUGUAGAUGAGAAGCUCAUCGACGCGGAGAAAGCUUUGGAAUUAAUCCAACCGGAAUUUACUCGUCUUUCACACAAUCAUGUGUUUGAGGAAUAUCUAUCAAGAGUACAGAUCAUCAUGCUAGAGCACGAUGUGAAGCGGUCAUCCGAUGGCUCUGAAUGUGUCGAUCAACCUACACAGCCGCCACCUAAAUUACUACCCCAUCAUCCCACCCCUAGCUGCUCAACCAGGCAAACAACUCUGCGAAAUCUUUUGCUCAACCCCGAGGUUCGGAUCUUGUGGACAACGCCUAACCUGAACGAGUUCACCAACCUGUUCGCCGAUACCACAAAUUCAUCCAAAGGGAAUAAGCACCAGCCAUGGACCAAGUCAUCGGUGCAAACUGACGAUACGCUACAUUUCAAGCCUAUGGCGGAAGGGAAGAUGGCCGGCGAAGACUCGAGUACCAAGACAUUGAGACAUAUUGUCCAGGGGCUUCGCAGAUCGGACUCCCCGAUGCAGGAACAAUAUGCUUCUGAGCUCGAACAAAGUAUCGAUUCGCUAGUCAGAUUGAAUGAAAAGCCUUCGCUCAAGCCACCUCCAUUCAAACCUACAGAACUACGGCGAAAAAUCAAGAGCGCAGAGCAGGACUGCCACCAGAUGUAUUAUAACAUCUGUCAAGCGGUAGAGAGUGGGGACCAACGAGCAGCAUGGCUGAAAUAUGCUGGCUUAUGGCCACGUGUGACUAGACUUUCACUUCUUGCAGAAUUGAGCUCCAAGAUAACGUCUGAUCUCGGAAAAGACGUGAAAGAAGCGUUGGUUGCUUUCGGCAUCAAAAUCGCAGUCUUACAGCGCUUGCUGAGAAUCGAAGACGCUUCCGGGAAGAACAAGAAGCAACAACUAGACGAUGAGCUCGCCAACUCAGGGCAUACUAACUGGCUACCUCUGAACCGCCCCGACUGGCUUCUGCUAGAAAUUGAUAACAACUUCAUGCUAAGAGCGGAGCAAGUUGAAGUGGCCGAAGCUACAAUCAUGCCGUCUUCGAGACAGAACUCUGUUGUGCAGCUUCUUAUGGGCAAAGGGAAAACCUCUUGCAUCUUGCCUAUGGUGGCAGCAGUACUUGCCGACAAGUCCAAUCUGCUACGUAUCGUUGUUCCUCGGCCUCUGCUGCUACAAUCUGCACAAGUUAUGCAGAUCAAAUUAGGCUCUUUAUUGGACCGCGAAAUCAUGCAUAUUCCCUUCUCGCGGAAGACCCCUACGAAUGAUAUUAUGCUGGGCAAAUACUUCCACAUGCAGUCAGAACUGAGGAAGAACGGUGGCGUCCUCAUGACGUUGCCAGAGCAUAUUCUGUCAUACAAACUCAGUGGAAUGCAACGGCUUUGUGAUGCACGUCUGGACGAGGGAACUAAGAUGAUAAAGUUCCAAGGAUGGUUGGAUCGACACGCUCGCGAUGUUCUGGAUGAGUGCGACGUUUCUCUGGCCAUUAGAACCCAGCUCAUUUAUCCUUCUGGCUCCCAAACCACGGUGGACGGCCACCCACUUCGGUGGCAAUGUAUUCAAGCGGUGCUACGAUUGAUUCAUUUGUAUCUUCCGGUACUCGAGCGACAAUUUCCACAUAGUAUCGAGGUAGUUGAAAAGGCCGAAGGAGACUUUCCCCUGAUCUAUCUACUUCGAGAGGAUGUCCAAGUUUAUCUCGUCGACAGCCUUGUUCAAGAUAUCUGUAACGGUCAAUUGUCCUCUUUACCGUGCGCUGAGAUUCCUCUAUCCGGACAAGAACACAUACGGAAUUUCAUAUCAUGCCCGAUGGUAUCUCCCCAAACUUACCGCAGGGUGAAGAGUUUAUUUAGAGACAAGCUACACUUGAUGAAGGUUCUUUAUCACCUACGCGGACUCUUCGUUCAUCGUAUACUCUUGUCAUCCCUGAAAAAGAGGUGGAAUGUGCAGUAUGGACUGCACCCCGAUCGUGAUCCCAUCGCCGUCCCCUACCAUGCCAAAGGUGUUCCGUCCAUGACAUCGGAGUGGGGUCACCCGGACGUCGCCAUAAUUCUCACUUGUUUAUCCUUUUACUACCAAGGUCUCAGCCUGCCGCAAUUCAAACAAUCUUUCGAACAGCUCACGAAGACGGACGAACCGAGCAUCGAGUUUGAGAAGUGGAUCACGCAGGAUUUGCCAGAGAAUUUAAGGGAUUUCAACAGUAUCAAUGUCGAAGAUUAUUCGCAACUGGUUGAACUUCACAGGCAUGUGCGGCUUAACAUGUAUCUUCUGGAUUUUUAUCUGAACAACUUUGUGUUCCCAAAACACGCUAAGCAGUUUGCAAUGAAACUGCAAGCGUCUGGCUGGGAUCUGAUUCUAGGGGACCCUACCUCCUCAUCUAGAUGCCAGACAACUGGUUUCUCGGGAACAAAUGACUCACGCCAUCAGCUGCCCAUGACAAUUUCACAGAACAACGAGCUUGAAGACCUCUCGCAUACAAACGCCGAAGUCCUAUCAUACCUCCUAGCUGAGCGAAACCGCGAUUAUAUCUUAGCAGUCAACGGCAGAGAACGAUUUAGCGAGACUGAUCUUCUACGCAAGCUCCGCGAGGUUGGAAUCAGGAUCUUGAUAGAUGCUGGUGCUCAAAUUCUGGAGCACAGCAAUGCUGAUUUAGCCGCGGCGUGGCUCAAAGUAGACACCGAAGCCGCAGCCGCUGUAUAUUUCGACUCGUUCCACAGGCCAUUAGUUCGCUACCGGAAAGGAAAGUCGUUACCUCUAGUGGCAACGACUUUUGCUGAAAACCUGGAGAAUUGCGUGGUUUAUCUUGACGAGUCGCACUGCCGAGGGACUGAUUUGAAGCUCCCAAUAUGUGCACGAGCUGCACUAACCUUGGGUCCCCAUGUGACGAAGGAUGGAGUCGCUCAAGCUGCUAUGCGUCUGCGACUUCUUGGUACAUCGCAAUCUGUGACGUUCUUCGCUCCCCCAGAAGUACACCAAGGUAUUUUGGAUAUGCGCGAUCCCGACCAGCAAGAUCCUGUGCACUCCGAAAACGAUGUCCACUCUGAAGAUGUCAUCGCUUGGUUACUUCAACAGUCUUGUCAUGCCAUCGAACAGCUGGAGCCAUUAUACUGCAUGCAAGGCAACACGUAUCUGCAACACGCACAGGCGAAGAUUAACAACCCCCGGUUUCUUGAUUGGGAGCACCAACGGGCAAGGUAUCUCGGGAUCAUACAAUCGAAAGAAGUUCAGACAUUGCAGCAGCUUUAUGAGCCAAAGCGACUACACCGGGUCAAUGGAGAUGAGUUCACCACAUUGCGCCCCGCUCUGCGGAAAUUUGCAAAGGAUCUGGAAGGCCGGAAACAAAAUUUCCAAGAUAAAGGAUCAGCUGUUCACUCUUCUGCCCUUGAAGAAGUCGAGCAGGAACGUGAAGUCGAGCAUGAAGUGGAGAAUGUGCGCGAAGUGCAAAUCCCGACCCAUUACGCAGCGCUGAAAAUUCCCGGCUUGCAUAAAGACAUCAGGGAUUUCGUCAGGUCCGGUAUAGCUAAUCCCAGCAGUGAAGCUUACCAUCCGAUUUUCUGGGCUCUUCAGAACACCGCUAUGGGGAAGAGAUAUGGAGCUUCUUUGAAGGUGCCUUCCACCGCCUCCAUGCUUAUGAUUUCCACACAAUACCGCCGUACGGUCAGGCUAGUAGAGCCAAAUGACAACUUUAUGCGACCUUGUCAAUGGUUGCUUCUUAGCAGUCGUACCGGACAAGCUGUGGCUCUGAGCCCGGAGGAAGCUGAUGCUGUGCUUCCCCUGCUCCGGAAUACCCGUGGGCCUGCACAUCUCAUCGUUUACUCUGCGCCAGUAACGCGAAGGAUGUUGCAUUUCAACGAUCUUAAUUACUACGCCGUGCCAUCACUGCCUAAGUACUUCACUAUCCCGACCCUGUUACGGAUUGAGUUGGGUAUUUUCGCCGGUCGCCUUUAUUUUGCCUGGACUGAGUACGAAGCAAUGUGCGACUACCUUGGCAUUGCCCGCACGGUUGAAGAAACAUACGACCAGGAUUCGUGCUUUACCACCAAGCCCCUCUCGUUUUUGCACGAAUGGCUUGCCGUCCUUCGCAAGGGUCAGGACUUUGAGCACACUCCGAUGGGAUUCUUAACAACUGGAAAACCUUUGUUGAAGGAGCACCCAUUCUUCAUGAACCGCGAUAGAGACAAAGUUGAGGCGUCUAUUCCACUAGUUGCGACAGAUGGCAUUGCUGAUCAGCAUGAUGACGAUUCGGACGACGACGACCACGAUGAUGACGAAAUGUUCGAGCAGAACAAUCUUCCACGGAAAAGUGGCAUCGUACAUGACAAACCAAUUACCUUCAAUGAAGAGGGAAACGAAUUCUUUGGUGCAUUGGAAGAACAAGUCAAUGGUGCUGGUGUGAAGGAGUCGAGCGACGGUAGCAGGGCGAGCGAUGAUAGUGACUAA